CGCCGUUCCCCGCCACGGGGAGGGCGUGAGGUCGGCCCUGGGCCCGGGGUGAGGAGGGCGCCAGCUGAGGUCUGAGCGGCCGGGCCCCCGGUUGUGGUGGGCGGCGGGAGCGGGAGGGUGGCGGCCCUGUGAGGAGCUGCCCGCUCGGCCUUGACGUGAGGAGUUGGGCUCCUGUCCGUGUUGCCCACUGGCUUUGGAGCUUUAGUCGGUUUUUAGUUCCCCUGUGUGCUGUGCCGGCCAGCUGGCCUCCGGUGUGCUGGAGCAGGAGUCCCAAGCAGGUUCCCCAAGGCAGGCUCCUACCCAAGUGUAAUGCUGUGCUCUUGCUUGUGAGCAUGACAUGGGUCACUCUCCCUGGGCUUGAAGACUGUCUUCACCUCGGUUUGGCUUGGCAUCCAUCUUUCAGCCCAAUCCUGUUUUCAGUCACUCUCCCUUUCCUCUGAAAACCUCUAUCUGAAUAAUCUGGACCUUGUCUUUAAGCUCUCAUAGCCUUUAAGAUGACACCAGGUGUUUCUGAAUGCCAGGGAGUUUGCCUGCCAGCAAUUCCAUUUCUAACGCCAGGCCCCAGGUGCGAUUUCACCAUGACGCUGGGGCAAGGCUGUUGUGAGAAGCACUGGGAGACCUGCCUCCUCUUGACUGCUUCCAAGUGACUUAGGACACAAUUCCAAGGACCAGCUGUGGGUUUACAGUGAUGUUUAUUCAACUGGUGGAGAAAAGAAAGACUGAGAGCCUUGCAGGAGGAAGAGAGGAAAGAGUGUGCCAUAAAUCUGUACUUCCACUUCUCUGGAGCAGUACUUAGAUGUUUUUUCUUUACAACUGCCCCAGGUUUCAUAAGAUCCAGGAAAUUUCCUGUACUGAUGCCCUUCACAUUGCUGUGUUGGAAAGUGGACAUUAGGAACCAUUCCACUUAAAUUCUUUUAAGGCAAAUCCUCAGUGCGUGGUCCCUGGAAGAUGGGCACCCAUGGCAGGUCAUUGGCUGGGGUGUGACCAUGAGCAUCCUUUCAGGAAGUGAGGAAAGAUACUUAUCUUGUCCUCAAAGUUAAUCACAGUUGAGCCUAUAAGCAACAACUUUGUUUUUACUAAAACAUAACCAAACUCAAGUCUUUGACAUAGGUACUCCCUAAUUCAAUUAUGUUCUGAGUUUUUCAUUCCAUUAUCAAACUAAUGUAUCUUAAUGAAGUACAGAAAAGGCAAACACCUCAUGCAUUAAUAUUCUAUAUCCAGCGUUUGCCUUUGCUAUGUUUUCGUGCUGAUUUCUAUAUUGAUGGUCAACGUACUGAGCAUCCAAGAUAGAUAACGUCCAUUUGGGACCUGGGCGCUGCUAUUACUGAUUGCAAGGUGAGAGUACUCCAUAGCAUGGCUGCUGCAAGCCUUGCUCCAAGGCUGGAGUGGCUUAGGGAAGAUGGGGAGCUCAGGUAAAUGAGGUCAUAACAACUGUAAUAUUUUUGUUCAUUUUCCUGGUGCAGGCAGCUUAGCAAUUGUCAUGGGAUAGAAGGUCAGAUAGCGUGAUAUCUACUCUUUCUCUUUUAUCUUCUUAGGAUUAUAUAUUUUUUCCUACUUUUUAGUGGAAUAUAGGCUUGUUUUCACAUGCACGGCAAGCUCUAGUUGCUGUAGUGGUAUACAUUAGUAGUCAAACUAAAGUAGCCAAAACCAUCUAUGCUUUGGACAAAGAUCUUGGUAACAAGGAGGACACCUAAUGGUAUUACCAAUACCAUGAAGUUGAUCUUAAUCACAGUUUAGCUUUACCAGACCCGGUGACAAGACAGCUUUAUUCUGUGGAAGAGAACCACAACCUGCAACUGCGGCACAGCCUGAACAUAAUUGUACAUCAGACAAAAGGCAUCAUAAAAAUAAGCCUAAUAUCUUGCCCCCACAGAAUUAUACUCCUCUGACUUUGCUGCAUACUGUAGUUCAAAGAGUGUGAAACUGUAAAUACAUAUAAGAAUAUUUUCUCAAAUUAGUCUUUCUCUGGCCUGCUCAGAGUACCAUAUAGACACUGAGCUCUGAGACCCCAGGCCAGUGGCAUUUUUUCUGUGGAUGAAUUGUGUACUGUCUGCUGUUCUUGUCCUUAGUGGAUAAAAACUACAAAAAUAUCUGGUGAUUCUCUAGAGAGAAAGUAAACUUGGGGUUAGACAUUGAUACAAACACUGUUUUUAGCAUGCAGCCUCACCUUUAGUACUGUGUACAGUCCUGGGGGCCAGAAUUUAAGGGUGUUGAAGUCCUCAAAUGGGUUCAGAGUUUGGACUUGUCUAGUUUGGAGAAAAGGAGGCUAAGGGCUCAUGGCUCCCUACAACUAAGGAGGGGAAGCAGAGAAGGAGGUGCUGUUCUCUUCUCCCUAGUAUCCAGUGAUGCAUGGGAAAGGUUUGAAGCUACACCAGGGGACAUUUAGACUGGAUACUAAAAAGCAUUUCUUUACUGAGAGUGUAGUCAAACAUUGGAACAGGCUUCCUAGAGAAGUGGUUGAUGCCACAGUCUGUCAGUGUUUAAGAGGCAUUGUGACAAUGCCUUUAAUACCAGGCUUUGACUUGAUCAGCCCUGAACUGGUCAGGAAGUUGGACUAGAUGCUCAUUGCAGGUCCCUUCUAUAUGAAACAGUCUAUUCUACUCUAUUCUACUCCAUUCCACUUCUGAAAAAUGCUAACUGUGAUAGCUCCAAUAGGGAAAUAUGAAGGUUACUCUGUGUGUGCUCUGCAUGGGGACAAUUCUGCUGGAAGACAAAUGGAGGGGGUGCAGAAGUGCACAUCUUUGCUGGAGAUAACUUGGAUAACCAUCAGAGUUUUCUUUGGGAUCCUAUGAUGAAGACUUCCACAGACCUAUAGAAGAAAGUGUUGAUCACUGUCAAGAUAUGAAGAUUUUUUUUUUCUAUAGUAGUUUUUCUUCCCAGAAAUCAAACCUUUGAGGCUUCAGAAGCAAGAAGGGAAGUGCUGUGUUCAGUUUUUCCUCUUGCUGUAUUUUGCUAAUGGAUACAGUUCUAAGAAGAAUGGAGUGUAUUAGAGAAGUGCCUGUGGUCAGACAGGAUGGCUCCAGUGAACCAGCCAAAGGACAAGGAGUGUGAGAGGGUGUAUCAGCAUUGGCCAGAAGAGGCAAAAUCAGCUGGGAAGAGGAAAGCGGACUAUGAGAAACUGGGGAAUGAGACACAAGCAAAGAGGUUGUUUGUGAGAAAAACAUCUAAACCCCCAGAGAAAAUUGGUUGGAGCGGAGGUGGGUCUGUGGUGAGAAACAAGAGAGUCCUUUCCCAUCAGCUGGAGCAGCAGCGCAGCAUUGUUCAUUAUGUCUACCAGAACAUGCUGGGAGGCUCCAUUCGGGCACCACUCAGGCAGUGUCUGCAGCUGCCUUUUCUGCGUUCUCUUGCCUCAUAUCGCCUCUUUCGAACAGCAAGUCCCUUUGACAGGAGAGUGACAUGCUUGGAAUGGCAUCCAACACACCCCAGUACAGUAGCUGUCGGUUCCAAAGGUGGAGACAUCAUCCUUUGGGACUAUGAAGUACUUACUAAAACGUGCUUCAUAAAGGGGAAAGGGGCUGGAGAUUCUCUUGGAGACAUCAAGUUCAGUCCUUAUGAGGCAGUGAAGCUUUAUGUGGCAUCAGGUGAUGGCACCCUAAGUCUGCAGGACCUUGAGAGCAGAGCGGUGCAGGUGAUCUCUCGUGCCCCGGACUGUGGCCAUGAGCACCAUAAUGUUUGUUGCUGGUACUGCAGUGUGGAUGUUUCUGCAAGCUGCCGUGCGGUGGUGACAGGUGAUAAUGUGGGCAACGUGGUCCUGCUCAGCACUUCUGGUGAAGAGAUUUGGAAGCUGAAAUUGCACAGGAAGAAAGUGACUCAUGUAGAGUUUAACUCCCGAUGCGAGUGGCUGUUGGCCACAGCGUCUGUGGAUCAGACAGUCAAAAUCUGGGACCUCAGAAACAUCAAAAACAAAAUGAGCUUUCUUCAUGUGCUUCCUCAUGAGAAACCUGUCAAUGCAGCUUACUUCAGCCCAACAGAUGGUGCAAAGCUUCUGAGCACAGACCAGCGCAAUGAAAUCAGGGUUUACUCAUCUUCAGACUGGACCAAGCCACAGCAUCUGAUUCCACAUCCACAUAGGCAUUUUCAGCACCUCACACCUAUUAAGGCAACAUGGCAUCCUCGCUAUGACCUCAUUGUCGUAGGUCGCUACCCAGACCCCAAGUUCCCAGAGUACACAAUGGAUGAGCUACGAACUGUUGAUGUAUUUGAUGGAAACACCGGAGAGAUGGUUUGUCAACUCCACGAUCCAAAUGCUUGUGGUAUCAUCUCGCUCAAUAAAUUUAACCCUAUGGGAGACACACUGGCUUCUGGCACGGGCUUUAAUAUUCUGAUUUGGAGCCGGGAGGAGAUGGUGGCCAAGAAGCAAGAACAUCUUUUGAAAGCCAUGACAGAACAGGGGAUUGGAAGCUGGAAUUCAUCCAGACGUGGAGGGCAGAGGCAGGCAAACCCUGGCACAAGCAAACUCAAAGCUAAGUUAUUGUCUUGGGAGCUGGACGAGAUGAGAACUAAAAACAAUGAUUCUAAAUCCAAGGGAAGAAAGCGAAAAGGGAAGGAUCUAGAGAAGUGAUUUAGUAUUUUGAUCCUUUCUGAAUCCCAGGGUACAAACUCAGUUGUUGCCAAUGGGCAGUAUAAGCUGUACAGGGCAUUAGAUUUUGUCCCUCCUCCCUGGAUCUGAUCUUGGUUCCCUCAUCCUCUUGGCUUCCCCUUCUAGAAAGUUGUGUCAGUACUUGGUUCCUCCUGCAAAUGGAGUUAGCACUUAUUUUCUGAGGCACUAGGAAAACUUCAAAGAUGUUCUCAAAUCCUGCUGAAGUUACUGCUUCCAAUCUGCCAUAUCUGCUUGUCAUCACUUGUCAGAGGUUACCAUUUCCUGUAGUCUGCUUUAGAGAAGCUCAUGGUAGGGUCCCUAGCCUGUUCUAGUCCAAAUGAGUUGAGAAACCAUUUGCUAACAGGAUUUAACAUCCUGAAAAGGUAGAAUGUUUACAAGGCUGAGGUGACGGAUAGCUCAGGUAGCCUAGGAAACACCGAGCUCUUCCAUAUGCAAGCUUCUUGGAAAAUGUUUGUCAAGACCUCAGGCUUAGCCUGUUCUGUUGUUGCAGCUAUUUAACUGGACCACAAAGAACAUGAUGAUGCCAGAGGUGUCUACCUGCCUCAUGGGAUGCAAGGGCAGUAUGGAGCUGGGCCUACUGAUUCUGUAGUUUCUAUUGUCAGAGUUCUAGGCUCUUUCUUGCCACUGAUUAGGCAAUUUUUUUCACCCAGGUGCUUCAGAAUGUUGGAUAAAAGUGUUAUAAAGCAGAAAUGAGGAAUUUCUUCCAAACACCCCUGCUUAGAGCCAAAUCUCAAGACUGUUGUUAAAGUCUAAAGUUUUGCUUUUUCUGAUUUGUUUACAAGGCUGCCCAGGGCCUUGCUGCUGUCCCAGAGGUUGAUGGAUGGGAUGGGCUCCAGGCCUGCGCAGAUUCUCCAUGUUCACUUUUAUAGUUUUGCAGUAUUAAUAAAGUUUUGUAUUAAACUAAAAUUCUUUGAUACAGA
This is a messenger RNA of Pipra filicauda (Wire-tailed manakin), 5520 nucleotides long. RefSeq names its product damage specific DNA binding protein 2 (gene DDB2). Gene Ontology annotation, biological process: response to UV; DNA repair. Lineage: Eukaryota; Metazoa; Chordata; Aves; Passeriformes; Pipridae. The coding region runs from base 3014 to 4561 and encodes 515 amino acids. The record is from RefSeq and is a predicted model, not a curated record. The transcript has 11 exons. Gene Ontology annotation, cellular component: Cul4-RING E3 ubiquitin ligase complex; nucleus. Gene Ontology annotation, molecular function: damaged DNA binding; protein binding.